Molecule: messenger RNA, 1101 nt
Organism: Macadamia integrifolia
Lineage: Eukaryota; Viridiplantae; Streptophyta; Magnoliopsida; Proteales; Proteaceae
Product: arogenate dehydrogenase 1, chloroplastic-like
Exons: 6
Coding region: 135-920 (261 amino acids)
Biological process (GO): L-tyrosine biosynthetic process
Molecular function (GO): arogenate dehydrogenase (NADP+) activity; NAD+ binding; prephenate dehydrogenase (NADP+) activity
Source: RefSeq, a predicted model, not a curated record
CAUAGCUAAACGGAGUGUGGUCGUUGUCAACCUACGUGUCCCUCACCACCUACCCUGCUUCCAAAACUCCCAAGUCUCUACACAAGUCUCGCUCUUGCUCUGCAUUCUGCCAGUCUUCGGAAGAAGCAAUCAUCAUGUCUUCAUCAUUGGAAUCCCUAAAAAUUGGAAUCAUAGGGUUUGGUCCCUUUGCGCAGUUCUUGGCAAUCACCUUGGUAAAACAAGGACACACCCUAUCUGCAACCUCACGAUCCGAUCAUUCUGAGCUUUCCUCUCGCUUGGGCAUUAAUUUCUUCAGAGAUAUAGAAACGUUCCUUGAAUUCAACAACGAUGUCAUCCUUCUCUGCACAUCCAUCGUAUCUCUUUCUGAGGUAGUGAAAUCAAUACCAUUCCAUCUCCUGAAGAAGCCCAAUACCCUCUUCGUUGAUGUCCUCUCCGUCAAAAUACAUCCAAGGGAUCUUCUCCUUCAGGUAUUGCCAGAAUCGAUGGACUUGCUCUGUACUCACCCGAUGUUUGGGCCAGAGAGUGGGAGAGAUGGGUGGCAUGGGUUACCUUUUGUGUUCGACAAGAUUCGGAUCAGGGAUCAAGAUAUCUGCUCCCGUUUUCUUCAAAUUUUUGAACAAGAGGGUUGCAGAAUGGUGGAAAUGAGUUGUGAAGAACAUGAUAAACAAGCAGCUCGAAGCCAAUUUCUUACCCAUACAAUUGGAAGGGUUUUGUCUGAAAUGGAUAUCAAGUCUACAUCAAUGGAUACCAAAGGUUUCCAGACACUGAUUCAAUUGAAAGAGAGUACAGUGAAAGAUAGUUUUGAUUUAUAUAGUGGACUAUUCAUCCAUAAUAAGUUGGCUCAACAAGAGCUGAAGAACCUGGAGCUGGCACUACAGACUGUCAAACAGAGACUAUUGGAUAGGAUGGAGAUAGAGUAGAAUCAAAGCUUGUCCUUUUACAUCACUUCUCAUGUGUCCUGUCUUUCUUUUUUACUACUUAUGAUGAGAUUGUAUAUGACCGUUUAGUUAAAGUUUUAGUAACACUGUAUACUAUUCAGGAGCAUGUUUGUGUCUGUAUGGACUAGUUCCAUUUUAAUCAUAUACCGAGGUUGGUGAGGCA